GGUGGUGGAGCGCCGCGCACCUGCAGCGUGAAAUUGACACAGACACAAGAGAAGAGCCCAGUGCAGAGAGGCAGGGAGAGGGAGCCAGCGGCGCCGACUCAGCUCACAACCGCUGCUGGAUGAGGAGCUGACACCGGCACCAAAGAGGGCUUUUAUUUUAAUUUAAACUUUGCCCGACUUUUUUUUGUGCAGGGGGUUUGCACUGAGCAGAAUGCUAACCUCCGCUGCCAUCCUUCCGAUCGCUCUGCUUAUUUGCUCUGAUCGGGCAACGGCGGUGGAUGCUGAACGGGGAAUAUCCUCCUGUAAGACUGGAUUUUCCGAAGAUGUAUAUGCAGUGUUUGUUUCUAGGAGUAUUUCUGAAGGCCAGAGUUUCCUUAAAGUGGAAUUUGAUGACUGUGCUGGGAACCAAGAGAUUCAGUAUGGAAGCAGUGACCCUGACUUCAAGGUGGAGAAAGAUGGCAUCCUGAAUGCAGCUCGAUCAAUGCAGGUCCCUGCAAAGCAAGUGAAGUUCAUAGUGACUGCACAGAAUGUCAGGACCCAAGAGAAAUGGGAAACAGUGAUCAAACUACUUGUAAAAGCAUGGGGAGACUCAAAUGACAAUGUAAAAAAGAAUGGGAAGAAAAAUAUGCCUCCCGAGUCUUCAGAGCAGCUGGAUAAUACACUAUUUCCAUGGCGCCGACCACAGAUCUCCAAUGGGCUAAGACGGCAGAAGAGGGAUUGGGUCAUUCCUCCAAUCAAUGUGCCAGAAAAUUCUAGAGGUCCCUUUCCCAUCCAGCUGGUUCGGAUUCGCUCAGAUAAAGACAGGGAUAUUCAGAUCCGGUACAGUAUCACUGGGCCUGGGGCAGAUCAGCCACCCAUGGAGGUCUUCGGUAUUGAUCAGGUUGCUGGUAAGAUGCACGUCAAAAGACCCCUGGAUCGCGAGGACAUUGCAUCCUUUCAUCUGAGAGCACAUGCAGUUGACAUGAAUGGAAACAAGGUGGAAAACCCAAUUGACCUUUACAUCAAUGUUAUUGAUAUGAAUGAUAACAGACCGGAGUUUCUGAACCAUGUAUAUAAUGGGAGCGUGGCUGAAGGAUCAAAGCCAGGUUCAUAUGUAAUGACAGUAACUGCCAAUGAUGCAGAUGACCCAACCACAGCAAAUGGUAUGGUGAAAUAUCGGAUGUUGUCCCAGUUACCAGUGAGUCCUUCAAGUAUGUUCACCAUCAACAGUGAGAACGGAGAUAUUGUUACUGUAGCUGCUGGACUUGAUCGAGAGAAAGUCCCACGAUACACAAUUACGAUCCAAGCCACUGAUAUGGAUGGAAAUCUCAAAUAUGGACUUUCUAACACAGCAACUGCACUCAUUAUUGUCACCGACGUGAAUGAUAAUCCUCCAGAAUUUACUGCUGCCACAUACUAUGGAGAAGUACAAGAGAACAAAAUAGAAGUUAUUGUUGCUAACUUGAGUGUCACAGAUCGAGACCAGCCACACACUUCAAAUUGGAAUGCUGUAUACCGCAUUGUCAGUGGCGACCCUGCUGGUCAUUUUGUUGUUAAGACAGAUCCAGUCACCAAUGAUGGCAUGGUUAUUGUAGUAAAGCCAGUAGAUUAUGAAAUAAACAGGGCCUUUGUACUGACUGUGGUGGUAAUGAAUCAAGCUCCACUGGCAACUGGAAUUCAAUCUUCACUCCAGUCCACGGCAACAGUUGCUAUCUCCGUCACGGAUGUCAAUGAGGCACCAUUUUUCAUUCCCAAUCCCAAACUAGUCAGGCAGGAGGAAGAGAUGCCUGUGGGCACACUGCUGACAACAUUUGCAGCUCAAGAUCCUGAUCGCUUUAUGCAGCAGGCAAUACGAUAUUCUGAAUUGUCAGAUCCUGCAAGCUGGCUGAACAUUAAUGCCACAACUGGUCAGAUCACAACCACAGCCAUCCUGGACAGAGAAUCCAUCUAUGUUAAAAAUAAUAUUUAUGAAGCAACAUUCCUGGCAGCUGACAAUGGCAAUCCUGCAGCAAGUGGAACUGGCACCAUUCAGAUUUAUCUCAUCGAUGUUAAUGAUAAUGCACCAGAGCUGAUUCCCAAAGAAACCCAAAUUUGUGAAAAGCCAAAUCCAAACGCAAUAAACAUCACAGCUGGAGACGCUGACAGAGAUCCAAAUACAGACCCAUUUGUGUUUGAACUGACAAAUAAACCACCGGGUGUCAAGCGGAACUGGACAAUCACACGAUUAAAUGGGGACUCUGCUCAGCUCAGUUUGAGAAUUGGAUUCCUGGUCGCUAGUGUAUAUGAUAUUCCAAUCAUAAUCACAGAUUCUGGCAACCCUCCAUUAUCAAGCACCACUGUUAUUAAAGUGAAAGUCUGCCCUUGUGAUGAGCAUGGAGAUUGUACAGCCAUUGGUGCUAUUGCAGCAGCUGGAUUGGGCACAGGAGCCAUUAUAGCAAUCCUCCUAUGCAUCAUCAUUUUGUUAAUUCUCGUCUUGCUAUUUGUGAUAUGGAUGAAACGCAGGGAUAAAGAACGACAAACAAAACAACUUCUAAUUGACCCAGAGGAUGACGUCAGGGACAACAUUCUGAAAUAUGAUGAGGAGGGUGGUGGUGAAGAAGAUCAGGAUUAUGACUUGAGCCAGCUUCAACAACCAGAUGCACUAGAUCCUGUAUUGGCAAAGGCUCCUGGGAUCAGGCGAGUUGAUGAACGGCCCAUUGGUGCUGAGCCACAGUAUCCACUGCGCCCAACAAUUCCACAUCCUGGAGAUAUCGGAGACUUUAUUAAUGAGGGUCUCAGAGCAGCGGACAAUGACCCGACAGCCCCACCCUAUGAUUCCCUAUUGGUUUUUGAUUACGAAGGAAGUGGUUCAACUGCAGGAUCAGUCAGCUCCCUGAACUCAUCCAGCUCUGGCGACCAUGAUUACGAUUAUCUUAAUGACUGGGGACCACGAUUCAAGAAGUUAGCAGAUAUGUACGGUGGUGGUGAAGAUGACUAACAGUACGCUGUGCACCAGAAGUUGAAGGAACUGUACAAAAGAGGCAGCUUUUUUCAUUAAUAUUCCCUGCUGACCAUAACAUUUUAGUGGUGUGUUAGGUUUUUUUUAUUUUAGAACAUGAGCUGUUAGCAUGAAUGCUUGUUGUCUUUGCUGCAUAUUUUUGGUCAGUCAGCAGGAAUAUCGCUCAACAUUUGCUUUACAACUAAAGAGGAAAGGAGCUCUUUAUUAACUUGAAUUUCUUAGUACAGAAGCACUGUUUUUAAAGUGCCUUUUUGGUACAUUUUAUCGGAUUCCCUCAAUCUCAGGAGUGAUUAAAAUUCAACCAUCUAUUGAUCCCUGGUCCAAUACUGGCUACAAAAAGAAAAUGAAAGAAUCAAUUUAUUUCCACUCUGGUUAAAGGACCGAUUUUCCUUUUUGCCUUUUAAACUAUCAGUGUAAAAUACAUUUAAAAAAAACUGUACAGAAACACGUUUAUUAACAACCAUGUUUAAAACUGAGCAGGUGGGUGGCUAAUCACGUUGUAAAUGUUGUAUAGAGCUUAACAUUGAAAGUCUAAUUGUCAAGCAAUGUAAAGAUAAGGACAGGAAAGGACAUUCAGAAGGACUGGUUAGUCUUCAUUAGUAUUAAGGUUGUGUUCUUUUAACAUCCUGAAGUAGAAUGGACGUCAAAUUAACGUAAAUUAAUUUUUUUAACAUUGAUAUCCAUUUGGUUUCUUACUGUAGUGUGUACAUAAUGUUGCACAGCUUGAAGCAAACAUCACCCAAUUAAUGUUAUGUGUAUAAUUGGAGCUUUUUUCUUUUUUUGCAUGUUGUUUUAUAUUGAAGCUCGCAUGGCUGUGGUUGUUUCAAAGAAUGAUUUCUUCUCGUGUUGUGUGUUCGACAUUUCAACACAAAUCAUUGCACAGUUAGAGGAAACUUUUUUUGUAAUGGUCAACAGCACAAAUAUUUUGUAUCGUUGUUUGUACCAUUUUGUACCAAAAAAAAGGGAAGGUAGUAAAAAUUUUGAAUGCGUGUUUCUAGUGCCACUGCAGUUAUGGUUAAACUGAGUAACAGCUUUGCAAAUUUAUUGUGUACCAGAGCAGAACUGGUGCAUUUGCUCCUGGCCCCUCAGUGUUAUAAAUAAAGUUCCCCUUUU
Messenger RNA from Pristis pectinata (smalltooth sawfish), 4090 nucleotides. Its product is annotated as cadherin-4-like. Gene Ontology annotation, biological process: multicellular organism development; homophilic cell-cell adhesion; calcium-dependent cell-cell adhesion. NCBI's taxonomy places the organism in Eukaryota, Metazoa, Chordata, Chondrichthyes, Rhinopristiformes, Pristidae. The record is from RefSeq and is a predicted model, not a curated record. Gene Ontology annotation, cellular component: plasma membrane; catenin complex; adherens junction. The transcript has 16 exons. Gene Ontology annotation, molecular function: cadherin binding; calcium ion binding. The coding region runs from base 212 to 2956 and encodes 914 amino acids.